This is a messenger RNA of Oppiella nova, 1353 nucleotides long. The record is from the annotation of a GenBank genome assembly. Lineage: Eukaryota; Metazoa; Arthropoda; Arachnida; Sarcoptiformes; Oppiidae.
AUGCCUUUCCCUCCCAACUCAGCGGCCAUACAUCUGGUAAACAUAUCGACCGCAGUCCUGGCCAUACAUACUCCUUACGCUCGACAUAUUAAUGAUGACACCCCGGGUCUUCUCCAGGUGCCCGACGCACAGGCCUCCAUAAAUGACGGAUUAGUAAUGCCGACAAACUUGACUGGCAUACCGGCGCAGUUGAACAUCUGGUCGACCAAAGCCCGGGCUUCAUCCUCGUGGGUCAGAUCGGCCGCCAUUUCUAGUACUUUUGCGCCCAAACUUCGGCACCGGUUGGCCACCGCUGAGAGCCCAGAGUCGGCGUACAGUCCGGUCACCACUACGUCGGCACCCGAUUGGGCGAACAAUUCUGCAGUGGCCGCCCCUAUGCCCGAACUGGACCCAGUGAUCAGGGCCACUUUACCACUCAAGUCAUGGAAUCUAACAAUAAUCAAGGAAAUGAUAGAAAUAAAUACCGCUAAUAGGAGUCCGGGAGAGACUAUACAUUCGGUGCGCAUUUCGUGGACUAAUAUCCGGGUGUCGACUAAAACACAGAAAUCAAUGUAUAAUUGCUUUCAAACCAAUGAAACUCCGAAAGAGAUCCUAAGGAACGUAUCGGGUGAAAUUAAAGCUGGAAGUUUGUUGGCCAUAAUGGGCGCCAGUGGCUCCGGAAAGACGACUCUAUUGAAUGUAUUGACGGCAAGAAAUUUAUCGCAACUGUCCGUCAAUGGAGUGGUACUCAUGAAUGGACAGGCAGUCAGUCAGCAGACCAUUGCUUCCGUGUCCUCGUAUAUACAACAACACGAUUUGUUUCAACCGUUGUUUACAGUCAGGGAACACCUAUUAUUUCAGUUUAAUUUAACGAAAUGUGCGGAAACAAGGAUUGGAGACAACAAACAAUUGAAAGGCAUUUCCGGCGGAGAAAUGAAAAGACUGUCCUUAGCUUCAGAAGUCCUCACAAACCCAUCGCUAAUUGAUGAGCCGACCACUGGUUUGGACUCAUUUAUGGCCAAAAGUAUAGUACAAGUGCUGAAGACUAUGGCAUCGGAGGGACGGACUGUCGUCUGUACUAUACAUCAGCCCUCGUCUCUAUACACUGGUUUGGACUUAUUUAUGGCCAAAAGUAUAGUACAAGUGCUGAAGACUAUGGCAUCGGAGGGACGGACUGUCGUCUGUACUAUACAUCAGCCCUCGUCUCUAGUCUUUGAACUCUUCGACAGUCUAUUACUUAUGGCCGACGGAAGGGUGAAGCAAAAGAUUUCUUUUCAUCGCAAGGAUUAGUUUGUCCUAGAACCUACAAUCCAUCGGAUUAUUAUUUGCGGGAAUUAGCAAUAAUGGAUAGUAAUUAUGCGCAAACAAAAAGCA